Molecule: messenger RNA, 982 nt
Organism: Tricharina praecox
Lineage: Eukaryota; Fungi; Ascomycota; Pezizomycetes; Pezizales; Pyronemataceae
Product: D-Ala-D-Ala dipeptidase
Exons: 1
Coding region: 61-882 (273 amino acids)
Biological process (GO): proteolysis
Molecular function (GO): dipeptidase activity; metallopeptidase activity
Source: RefSeq, a predicted model, not a curated record
AGUCGUCCCUCCAUUCAACCCAGCCUACCGGUGCCUUUAACUCUCGUACUCACAACCAACAUGACGAUGCUUCCUCGGCUUCUCAUCACCGUUCUCGUUAUCCUCAUCACUUCUGCCUUCUCUUCUAAGCUUCCCUCCGCUUUCGUCGAACUCUCCUGCAUCGACCGCACGAUCCUCCGCGAAAUCCGCUACACCACACCGCACAAUUUCAUCGGCCAUCCGAUUCCCGGCGUCGUAGACCCGGUCUGCCUCCUCACGCUCCCGGCCGCACAUGCACUCUCCGCCGCGCAACGCCUGCUCGUUCCGCAGGGCUACUCUCUGAAAGUCUACGACUGCUACCGGCCCCAGCGUGCAGUGGACGCAUUCGUUUCAUGGGCCGCGAACCUCUCCGACACGCUGAUGCGCGACGAGUUCUAUCCGCGAGUCGACAAGGCCCAGCUCUUUGCAGACACGUAUAUGACGCCAACGUCGGGACACAGCCGCGGCAGCACGGUGGACAUCACCAUUGUCGCUCUACCUGUCGUUCCGACGCGCGAGUUCAUCCCCGGAGAGAAGCUGCUGCACUGCACUGCGCCGAAGGAGCAGAGGUUUCCCGAUAACUCGGUGGAUAUGGGGACGGGAUUCGACUGCUUUGAUAGGCUGAGCUGGCCGGACGACGAGCGGAUCGUGGGGUUGCAGAGGGUCAAUAGGGAUUUGCUGAGGCGGACGUUGGAGAGUGUGGGGUUCGUAGCGACCGAGACGGAAUGGUGGCAUUUCACGUACCAGCCCGAAAUUUUCCCCGGAACGUUCUUCAAUUUCGAUGUCACCUGGGAGGCCGUCGAGAAGGUGUGUGCAGAGGGGGGCGGCCGGCGGGAUGAUGUGUUUCGUGCAAACGAAUUGUAGUAGCGUCAAUGCCGACGGCAAAAGAUGGAGGCAAUCCUGUAUCCUUAGAAGGCGAAUAACCUGAUUGGCGUCUGAAGAGCACAAAUAAAAUCAGACCUCG